Messenger RNA from Volvox carteri f. nagariensis, 1280 nucleotides. It is a transcript of the gene ubqB, whose product is annotated as polyubiquitin. Gene Ontology annotation, cellular component: nucleus; cytoplasm. Bases 95 to 784 code for a protein of 229 amino acids. The transcript is spliced from 6 exons. Gene Ontology annotation, biological process: protein ubiquitination; modification-dependent protein catabolic process. Lineage: Eukaryota; Viridiplantae; Chlorophyta; Chlorophyceae; Chlamydomonadales; Volvocaceae. The record is from RefSeq and is a predicted model, not a curated record. Gene Ontology annotation, molecular function: ubiquitin protein ligase binding; protein tag activity.
ACGUUCUGCAAGCACUUACGCAUUGCAUAGUUCGGUGUGCAAGUAGGCCUUCAUCACCGUUACUCAGUGACUCCUUGUCCCUCUCAGAGCCAAUAUGCAGAUUUUUGUUAAAACGUUGACGGGCAAGACGAUUACUCUUGAGGUUGAGUCAUCUGACACGAUAGAAAAUGUGAAGGCCAAAAUCCAGGACAAAGAGGGCAUUCCUCCCGACCAGCAGCGGUUGAUCUUCGCUGGCAAGCAACUAGAGGAUGGGCGUACGCUGGCAGACUACAAUAUCCAGAAGGAGAGCACACUGCACCUGGUACUGCGUCUGCGCGGCGGCAUGCAAAUCUUUGUGAAGACCCUCACCGGCAAGACCAUCACGCUGGAGGUGGAGUCGUCUGACACGAUUGAGAACGUGAAGGCGAAAAUUCAGGACAAAGAGGGCAUUCCCCCGGAUCAGCAGCGGUUGAUCUUUGCUGGCAAGCAACUAGAGGAUGGGCGCACGCUCGCCGAUUACAACAUCCAGAAGGAGAGCACGUUGCACCUGGUGUUGCGCCUUAGGGGUGGCAUGAUGAUCAAGGUGAAGACGCUCACAGGAAAGGAAAUUGAGAUCGACAUUGAGCCAAGCGACACUAUCGAACGGAUCAAGGAGCGAGUGGAGGAGAAGGAGGGCAUUCCGCCGGUGCAGCAACGUCUCAUCUUUGCUGGAAAGCAGAUGAACGACGACAAGCAGGCCAAGGACUACAACAUCGAGGGCGGGUCGGUCCUUCAUUUGGUGCUCGCGCUGCGUGGUGGCCUGUAAUAUCGUGCAGAGCUGAGCGGGAGGCGCUUUCCUAAGCUGUCAAGAUACCAGUAUUAGGCAAAUGGCCGCGGCGGGGGUUCCGGCUGCCUGCGUCCACUGUGGCUAUGAGGACGAGAAUGAUGGGGCCGUGUUCGCGGCUUAGCCGGGGUGAUGCCAUAUGCGUGCGGGUGGCACAUAGCUGCGGUGGUCCAAGUACAUGUUUGUAACAAGGGCAGCCGUGAGGAACAAUAAAUGGAUGCGGGGCUAAGGCGUCUGCGGACUGAGGACUUGCGAACUUCAGUACAGUUCUGCCGAGAAGGACGAGCCUGAGGAUUCGUUGUCCUGGAGGGCAAACGGUUCAAGAUCCGGUUAUUGGUUCCAGCGCCAGCGUGCUCACAUUCUGCAGCAUGUCAUCGUGGUCAAAUUCAGGAUGUUACAAGUUACAAGUUCCGCACGUGUGCGGGGGGGUCCCUCCAAGCCGGGAGGCCAUGGACUAUAUGUAUUGAAAGUUGAUUCC